Molecule: messenger RNA, 318 nt
Organism: Talaromyces rugulosus
Lineage: Eukaryota; Fungi; Ascomycota; Eurotiomycetes; Eurotiales; Trichocomaceae
Exons: 2
Coding region: 1-318 (105 amino acids)
Source: RefSeq, a predicted model, not a curated record
AUGAAGUACCUCGCUGUUCUCGCCUCUAUAAUUGCGGUCGCUGUAGCGGACACGCCUGUCACCGGCAAUUGGACCCUGUACUGUGGCUCUUCUUGUGACAGCACCACUGAGGCUGCCAGUGGAACUUUGACAUCCGGCGAUGGAUGCGCCCGUUUUGAUUCUACUUUCGAAUACUGCCGCUUCGAGGGUACCUAUUUCUUCUUGGCCGGACUCGACUCUGAUCCAAACUGCCACGGGACGGAGGGAGUAACACUUGCGCCGGGAGACUGCACCAGUGCUGGAAAGUGGUUCACUCAUGAGAUCAGUGCCUUUCUCUAA